Messenger RNA from Racocetra persica, 778 nucleotides. Lineage: Eukaryota; Fungi; Glomeromycota; Glomeromycetes; Diversisporales; Gigasporaceae. The record is from the annotation of a GenBank genome assembly.
AUCACUAUCACACCUGUAUCUUCUGCGGACUUGCCUCCUAAUCGAUAUAUUGCCGAAAAUCAACUGCCUCUUGCUGAACAAACACACGAACUGGUCAAAGUGGAAGAUAUCGUGGCAGGCUUUCAAAUUGCAAAUUCCACCUCUGAUUUACAUGGUUUGGCCCUCUCCACCAAGUACCCUGGUAUGGUGUGGCUCACAUUAGAAGUGGGCAACAAAUUGGUGUUGAUUGAUCCUGUGACGGCGUCAGUUACGGAUGCUCCCGAGGUGAUCAAGGAAAUCGAUGUACCCGAUCCCGGCAAUGGUCCUCAUUACAUUGGUGAAUAUGAAACCGAUCUCUGGGUCAGUCUCAAAGAAAGUUCUGACGUAUUGCGCAUCAACUAUGAGAAUUCCGCCGAUUACAACAUUUACAAAGGUGUAGCCUCUCCUGUUUUUGUCGCACAACACCCCAUCAACAAGAUGUUCUAUACUGGUGAAGAUGCGUCCAACAAACUCAUGAAAAUCAACCCUGCAACUGGUGAAACCACCCAAAUCGAUGUCGAUACCAGUGUUGGUACGACCCCCGUUGGUGUGAUGAGCGGUCCUAAUGGUAUCUGGUUCACUCUUCUUGGUAAUAAAACAGCUGGCACAGGUACCUUUGGUUUCAUCGAUCAAAGCGACACGAUUGAUGAAGAAGUCGUUGUGACUCCUACUCAGCCAUGCGCAGCCCAUCGUCUUUUACCUACUCAAUUCAAUGUCUUUGCCACUGAACUCACCGCCUCCAAAUUGUUAACCUUGUUUA